AUAUCGAGAGUGAGGCGUUGAAUGUUUGAUACUGAAUACUACUGAUACAGUUCUCUCUCCAACUUUAAUGGCAUUCGCUCUCUCUCGCAUUCUAUAAACAGUCUCGCAUUUGUUCACGGAUUAUUAUUAUUUUUAUUUUUUUUAUUUUGAAUCUCUCUGAAAAAUGGAGCUGGAUCUUCAGAAUCCUUUGACGACGAGUUACGAAGACCUCCAAUACGACGGCGUUCCGUCUCUCUUCUCCAAUGAGUCCGACCACAUGUCCUCCUCUCUUCUCUCUUUCGACUCCUCCGAUUCGCGAUUCUCUAUUCGCCGGAGCGCCGUCGCUCUCCUUUCUCAUGCGAAGUUCUCGUACAAUUUAGAUCCGUUUCUGGUGUAUCUCUCUGUGAAUUACGUCGACCGUUUCCUCUCCAAGCAGCGAACUCUGGAGAAAAAGCCAUGGAUUGCGCAGAUUCUGGUAGUUGCAAGCCUUUCACUUGCCGCCAAGAUGAGAAACUCCGAUUUAUCUCUCCCAAUCUCCGAUUUACAGCAGAGAGAAGAAGGUUUUGAGUUCGAAUCGCAGUCGGUUCGUCGAAUGGAAACGAUUUUACUUUCGACUCUGCAAUGGCGUAUGCGAUCCAUCACUCCUUUCUCAUUUCUCCAAUACUUCAUCUCUCUUAUCAAAACCGACAACGACGACGACGACGACUCGUCCUUAACUCAAUGCCUCAACCGCCGAGCUUCAGAUCUAAUUUUCAAUGUUCAACACGAAAUGGAGCUUUUGGAGUAUAAACCUUCGAUAAUAUCAGCUUCAGCGCUUCUCUGCGCCGUCCACGGAUUAACUCCGCUCAUGUUUUCUUCUUGCGAAGAAGCAAUUUCUUCCUCCGAAUAUGUUAACAGAGGUGUAUUGUUGGAAUGCGUAGGUGCGAUGCAGGAGAUAACAAGGGAGGGGUACGAGCAAAGUAGUGUUCAAGCAUCGGCGAGUGGUACGGUGACGCCGAUCAGUGUAUUUGACUGGCAAGGUACAAGCACGGUAAGCGAGGAAGGUACCACCGAUAACAGCGUUAAGCGGCGGAGGUUAAAUGGUAGUAGUAUAUGUGACAGUAUCACUUUCCAGAUCUCCCAAAUUCAGCGGUGUUAAUUAGCGCCGCCUUGUAAAAGUCCAGAGUCAGCGUUUCUUUAUAAAAAGAUUAAAAAAAAAAAAAAAAAAAAAAGCAGAAACAUAAGUUUCGUUUCA
Messenger RNA from Erythranthe guttata (spotted monkey flower), 1213 nucleotides. RefSeq names its product putative cyclin-D6-1. NCBI's taxonomy places the organism in Eukaryota, Viridiplantae, Streptophyta, Magnoliopsida, Lamiales, Phrymaceae. The record is from RefSeq and is a predicted model, not a curated record.